AUGGAAAACAAGCAUGUUAGUCAACGAGAACAACGCUUCUCCGUUGACCAAGUGUCCUACAGAGGUGUUCGCCGGAGGAAAUGGGGCAAAUGGGUGUCGGAGAUCCGAGAGCCCGGUAAGAAAACCCGGAUUUGGCUCGGGAGCUACGAGACGGCCGAGAUGGCCGCAGCGGCUUAUGACGCUGCAGCUCUUUACCUCCGAGGACGUGAGACACAUCUCAACUUCCCGGAACUCGCUGACAGUUUUCCUCGGCCGGAAAGCUCUAGUUCCGAGCACGUUCAAGCGGCUGCUCAGGAGGCAGCACUGCUGUUUAAACCGGGUGGAUCUUCUGGACCAGAUAUCGGGUCGGGUCAGGGACUUUCUCGGGUCGGAUUGUCUCCGGAUCAGAUUCAGGCUAUCAAUGAGUAUCCAUUGGACUCGCCGAGGAUGGGGUGGAUGCAGGAAUUGGAUGUGAGCGAUUAUGAAGAGUUGUACGGGAGAUUUUUUGGUCAGUACGAUAAGGAUGAGUUUUUUGAAAUGCAGCAGCUUCAAUCCAUAUGGGAUUAG
Thlaspi arvense is the source of this 546-nucleotide messenger RNA. The record is from the annotation of a GenBank genome assembly. Lineage: Eukaryota; Viridiplantae; Streptophyta; Magnoliopsida; Brassicales; Brassicaceae.